GGCUGAAUGGCGCUAGCGUCUCCAGGAGAAACUACAUGUAGAUGCUCUGUAGGUAUGAAGGUUCCAUCUGGUCACCCACAGGUUCCUUGAGGUCACUCACAGGUCACAGAUGCCUUUAGGUCACCCACAGGUUCACAGACAACAAUGAUGAUAUCACCUGAUCACAAACCACACCUGUUGUUUUUGUUGGAGCAGCCAGUUCAGGUGGUCCAGGAUUUCUGUAAAUUAGUUACUGAUUACCUGCAGAAGGGACCCAACUUGAAAUUAUAUGCAGCUGCAGCGCAAAAGCUCGAAGUGGAAUCCAAAGUCAUUCAGAAUUCCGUGGAGGGAUUGGUGUACUUGCUCGUUGAGUGCACGAAAAACCGGUUGAACCUCGAGGCAUUUAAGACCCUGAUUAAUGACGUCGGUUUUACUGAUGAGAGGGAAUCACUCCUGUGCUCACUCUACACCGAGAGACAGCAAGAACUUCACGAUGCACUGGCUGAUGUUGGAUUCAAUGUACCACAGUACCACAAUAUGGAAUGGAGAUUCGAAGUACAGGUCGCGUCGAGAACUCUGCUCCAUCAGGUAGUGCCCUCCAUUGCGCUGGAUUUGACCUUGAAAAAUGCUGGCAAAUCAUCUCCAGAAGAGCACGUACUCCUCCAAUCUGAUCCCCGAAAUCUCCUCCAUUUAACUCAUGAACUGGAGGCGGCUAUUCAAGAGGGUCGCAGUCAGCACAUUCGCAAGAUCAAGAGGAGUAUAAAAUAA
Molecule: messenger RNA, 747 nt
Organism: Diachasmimorpha longicaudata
Lineage: Eukaryota; Metazoa; Arthropoda; Insecta; Hymenoptera; Braconidae
Product: COMM domain-containing protein 2
Exons: 6
Coding region: 145-747 (200 amino acids)
Source: RefSeq, a predicted model, not a curated record